Theobroma umbraticum is the source of this 1963-nucleotide messenger RNA. Its product is annotated as T-complex protein 1 subunit zeta 1. Gene Ontology annotation, molecular function: ATP-dependent protein folding chaperone; ATP binding; ATP hydrolysis activity. Lineage: Eukaryota; Viridiplantae; Streptophyta; Magnoliopsida; Malvales; Malvaceae. Gene Ontology annotation, biological process: protein folding. The record is from RefSeq and is a predicted model, not a curated record.
GUUACAGUCCUCACUGUUCAGUUUGAGUUGUCUCACAACAUUUCCUCGUUCUCCUCUCGCCUUCUCUGCAAUUUUAUUGUUGCUACUUGGAGAGGAAACAGAAACAUAAGAAAAAACGAUGUCGCUUCGAGUGCUGAACCCGAAUGCCGAAGUCCUAAACAAAUCGGCGGCGCUUCACAUGAACAUUAACGCCGCCAAAGGUUUACAAGACGUCCUGAGAUCGAAUCUCGGUCCCAAAGGCACCAUCAAAAUGCUCGUCGGUGGCGCCGGCGAUAUUAAGCUCACUAAAGACGGCAACACUCUUUUGAAAGAGAUGCAAAUUCAAAAUCCAACGGCUAUUAUGAUUGCGAGGACCGCUGUUGCGCAAGAUGAUAUAAGUGGAGAUGGAACUACUUCGACUGUCAUUUUCAUUGGCGAGCUUAUGAAACAAUCUGAGCGUUACAUUGAUGAAGGGAUGCAUCCACGUGUCCUGGUUGAUGGUUUUGAAAUUGCCAAAAGAGCAACACUCCAAUUCCUUGAAAAGUUUAAGACUCCUGUGGUGAUGGGUAAUGAACCAGAUAAAGAGAUUCUAAAAAUGGUUGCAAGAACAACACUGAGGACUAAGUUGUAUGAAGCAUUAGCAGAUCAACUGACUGACAUAGUUGUUAAUUCGGUACUGUGUGUACGAAAGCCUGAUGAACCUAUUGAUCUCUUUAUGGUGGAAAUAAUGCACAUGCGGCAUAAGUUUGAUGUAGACACACGACUGGUUGAGGGCCUAGUUCUUGAUCAUGGUUCUAGGCAUCCUGAUAUGAAGCGACGAGCAGAAAAUUGUUACAUUCUGACCUGCAAUGUGUCACUGGAGUAUGAGAAAAGUGAAAUAAAUGCAGGCUUUUUCUACUCAAGUGCGGAGCAGAGAGAGGCAAUGGUUGCAGCUGAAAGGCGUUCUGUUGAUGACAGAGUCAAAAAAAUUAUUGAACUAAAACAAAAGGUUUGUGCAGGCACUGAUAACAACUUUGUUGUUAUCAACCAAAAGGGUAUUGAUCCCCCUUCCUUGCAUCUCCUUCAACAAGCAGGGAUCAUUGCCCUCAGAAGAGCAAAGAGAAGAAAUAUGGAAAGGCUGGUGUUGGCUUGUGGAGGAGAAGCUGUAAAUUCUGUUGAAGAUUUAACACCUGAUUGUCUUGGCUGGGCUGGACUCGUACAUGAGCAUGUCCUUGGGGAAGAUAAGUAUACAUUUGUGGAAAAUGUGAAGAAUCCUUAUUCAUGUACAAUUUUAAUAAAAGGGCCUAAUGACCACACAAUUGCCCAAAUUAAGGAUGCUGUUCGUGAUGGGCUGCGAGCAGUCAAGAAUACUAUUGAAGAUGAAGCUGUUGUGUUAGGUGCAGGAGCUUUUGAAGUUGCAGCUAGACAAUACCUAAUUAAUGAAGUGAAGAAAACUGUUCAAGGGCGUGCCCAAUUGGGUGUUGAAGCUUUUGCUGAUGCCCUUCUUGUGGUACCCAAGACACUUGCUGAAAACUCUGGGCUCGAUACUCAGGAUGUUAUAAUUGGUCUCACGGGAGAGCAUGACAGAGGUAAUAUUGUGGGUCUAAAUCAUCAGACAGGAGAACCAAUGGACCCUCAAAUGGAGGGUAUAUUUGAUAAUUACAGUGUUAAGCGCCAAAUUAUAAACUCUGGGCCUGUAAUUGCAUCACAGCUGCUAUUGGUGGAUGAAGUCAUUCGCGCUGGUAGAAACAUGCGGAAGCCAACUUAAGCAUAUUUGUGUGCUUCAGUUAAGUUCUUUUUUGCCGGGUGUGGUUUGGGUGUCAUUGAUCAUCUUGUACUGUGAUGUAAGCUAAGGUGAUUGUGUUCCUAGUUUUUUUUGAGAGGAAAUAUCCAUUUCCGUUCAACUAGUUUUCAGCUUCGUUUUUUCACUUGUAUACAUGGCAUUGGUCGAUUUUUUUUCCCUCGUUUCUAGCUUUUACAAACACCCCCACAUUUGUUUUUUUCC